AUGCCGCCCAGCACUCCAGGGCUGGAGCUGCCCGCCCUCGCGCGGGAGGGGGCUGCCGUUGCCUGGAGACGGGCCGAACGAACUCCGAGAGGAGAAUACAACGCCCCCAACCGCCACGCGGGCGGCAGGAACCGUCCGCAGCCCGGGAGCGGGCGGGGCCCUGCUCUGCUCUGCUCGGCCGGGCCGCUGGGCGGACGCAGCACAUUAGGCUGCAAGCUAAUACUGGCAAUUGUGCUUGAAAUGCAAUCACUUUCCUGCUCUUCUAAGGAUGGUAGUCAGCCAUCACCUGAUAAGAAUAAAGAGAUGCUCCUAGGUUACCCCACCAGGCGUUGUAGUUGUGCUUUUGUAAAUACUCCAUCUCCAUGUGUUAACAAAGCUAUUAAUCACAUUCGAGAGCUGGAAAUAAAGAUAGAAAGCUCCUUUCAACAGCAUGAUUGCACACUUGAGAAGGAGAAAAUUCCAUGCAGGACUUUAACCUUAAAGCAGGAAACAGAAGCAGUGUUAUCAGAGGUCAUUGAGCUGAUUAAGCGACUAGAAGCUGAACGUAAAGAGGCUGAAGAAGCUUUGAAAAGGGAAAAACAGCGAAAGAAAAAGCUUGUAAUGAAAAUUGAUUGCAUGUCAAUUUGGAGGCUUCAGCAAUUCCCUAAUGCUGUACAAAAAGAACAUGAGAUUUGUACUCAAGAUCUCUCAGAACUACAGUGGCAUUUUGACUGUGCAAAUCGUCAGCUACAACAGGUAAAAGUCCAAGUACUUAAGACAGAGGCAGUUAAUGGACGGAUUCAGGAGGAUAUAGACUUUUUGAAGAAAUACAGCCCUCUGCUGGAAGAAAAGCUGAAUAUUGAGGGUGAUGCUAUGAAGGCUGUAUUGCUGGCACAUGGAAAGGCAUCAAAAUUAUAUUAUGAUGUUUAUCUGGAAGUUCUGAGAAUCCAGCAAAUUUUAAAACAAGUCACUGAAGAAGCUGAAAAGGAGAGAAAAUCUAUGGCUGAGAAAAUUAAAUAUGCUGAGAUAGUAUUGAAGCAGUACCAGAAUGAUUUAAAACACUCAGAAUUUCUUUGGACUGAAUUGUGUAUCAAGUUAAAAGAAACAGAGGAGAAGAUUAUCAAGGAAGAAAGACGUCUUGAAGAGUUAGUAAAGCAAAAAGAAGAGAUACAGGAAGAUGCUAAAUCUUGGAACAACAAAGUACAGGAUUUAAACAAUAAAACAUUGGCUCAAGAAAAUGAGAACAAAAGUUUAUUAGAUGCUUGUUCUGAAGUGAUUAAAGUGAUUGAAGAUUCAAAAACUAGCUGGGAAUCUGAACGGUUGAAUAUGAAACACAUGCUCCUCAAUACCCUUCAAGCAGUGGAUGAAUUGGAACGUGAAAAUAAAGAACUUGAGAGAGAAAAUGAAGAAUAUGUGCAAAAGUCCAGAGAAAGUUCAAGAAAAAAAAUAACGUAUCAGUCAGAACUGCAGAUUAUAUGCAAAAACACCCGUAAGAUUGAAGAGCAAAUAAGAAAAGUGAAUAAAGAGCUAUAUAAUAUUGAAAUGGCUUAUGGUGAAGGAAAAAUAAAACUGGAGGAAUUAGAAGAAAAAAUUAUUAGAGAAAAAAUCCAGUACAAGAAUUUGGAAGAGAACAUAAAAAAAUUAAUUCAAGAUGAAAGAAGAACAUGGCAUCUGACUCAGGCCAGUAUUAAAGCAAUGUAUUGUGAGCUAGAGCUAAAGAAAAAAGAUAGCAUCAAGACAAAAGAAGAAACUAUGAAGAGGGUAGCAGACAUUGAGGGACCAGUGGCUGAACUAGAAGCACAAUUUAUUGAAAAUAAAAAUAUACAUAAAGAAAAUAUUGAGAAACUUUAUAAUCUGAAUCAGAAGAUGCAAAAACUAGAUGAACAGAAGAAACAAGCAGAACAACAACUGGAGCACAAAAAGAGUACCAUGAUGAAUCAAUUAACUGAUAUACAGGAAAAAUAUUCAGAUGUUUCCCGUCGGCUAGAUGAAACCACUCACAUUAUUGAAAAUUUUCAAAACAGAAUUCAUGAAUUAAAUGAAUUAGCAGAGACAAAGCAAAGACAAAUUGAAACUACAGAGAAAUCCCUCAUAGAAUUGAGGGAAAAUUUUAGUGCUGUUAGCUGUAAGCAGGAGAAAAAUCAGAUGAUAACUGAUUACCUCCAGAACGAAUUAGAAAAAUAUGAGAAGAGAAUACAGCAUGAGGAAAAAACAUAUGGAGAAUUACUAUGGACUAGACAGAAAAAUUUGGAAGAUAUGAAGAUUACUCUGGAGCAGAUGAUAAAAGAAAAUUUGUGGUUAGCACAAGAGUAUCAGAUAUUUCAGAAAUAUUAUUUAAAUGAUAAAGAAUACCUUCUGGAUCUCUAUGACGAUAGGGUCAAGAUGGAAGCUGCAGUUAGAGAUCAGCAGCAGCUCUCUGUGCUGCAAAGCAGGAUGCACAAAGCAUUGGUGGAGUACUUCAAACAGCGCGGCCUCUAUAGCCAGGCUGGGCUGGCGAAGUUCCAGGCAGCCUCUCAUGAGAAUGCUCAGAAAAUAUUAGCUGUGCAGGGGGAGUUGUCAAAAACAAUCCAGCACAUCACUGCCUUCUUGCAUUCCUUGACAGAUGGCUCAUCUACUAAAGACGACAAUGCAAACAACCAAUGUCUCUUGGAUGCUGAAGUAAAAGACAAGAAAAGUCACACAGUUCAGAUAACAGUGUAAUUGGACAUUCACCUGUUUGCCAUUUCACACUUCCAUGGACGAAAAACUCACUCACCUCCCAGCAUGCCUUGCCGUUCUCUUACUUACAGCAAAUCCAUAACAAUGAAACAGGUGACUUUCAUGCUGCUGUCAGGAACGAUCUAAUUUCAGCUCUGGGUGACUGAUUGCAAUUGGCUUUGCCUCAUCUGAUAAUUAAUCUAUGUCACCAUUAAUUGGAAGAGAGAAUAAUUACUGGCAGUGUUGACAGUGACUGUACGCUUCCCCAGAUUUCCCCAUCGUGUUGGCCCAAAUAAAGGCUUUGCGAUGCAGUACUUAAAGUUUAUGUAAACUGUAACAAUACCUAUGCCCAUGUGACACUUUCAGACACUCUGUCUAAUGUACUUUUAUUUUUGUGUUUACCAAUCUUUUUUAGCUCACUGAAAGCUGUCUCCCUCAAUCACUCCUCAAUGUUCUAUCUUAAUUUUGUGGAAGUUUAAAGUUUUCAAUGAGCUGGAGAUGAAUGAUUAAUGAAUAAAUUUAAAUGCUUCA
This is a messenger RNA of Dermochelys coriacea (leatherback sea turtle), 3207 nucleotides long. RefSeq names its product coiled-coil domain containing 178 (gene CCDC178). The coding region runs from base 1 to 2679 and encodes 892 amino acids. Lineage: Eukaryota; Metazoa; Chordata; Testudines; Dermochelyidae. The transcript is spliced from 20 exons. The record is from RefSeq and is a predicted model, not a curated record.